Messenger RNA from Penicillium pulvis, 1518 nucleotides. RefSeq names its product dienelactone hydrolase. The transcript has 3 exons. The record is from RefSeq and is a predicted model, not a curated record. Lineage: Eukaryota; Fungi; Ascomycota; Eurotiomycetes; Eurotiales; Aspergillaceae. Gene Ontology annotation, biological process: polyketide metabolic process. The coding region runs from base 1 to 1518 and encodes 505 amino acids.
AUGGCGAGCAUUUCAAUCAACGCACCCGGCCUGAGUAACGGCCUCUUAUACAACAAUGGCGACAACAAUGCGCGACUCUGUAUUACGGCCGAGACCGGUGAAUUUGACCUCGAGACGAUCAAGAAUUGGCAGGAAGAGGGAUAUGAUGUUGUCUAUUUACCACUGAACGAGGGCGGCAAGGACUAUGAGGCCCGACUACGAAGUGUCAAAGAGGGACUCGGCGUGGGCGAGAACUAUGGAGUGAUCGCAUUCGGAGAAGCCGCCAGCUAUUGUCUCGACUACUACAUGAAGGGACAGAACUGCAGCAGGCUCUGCUGUCUAGUUGCCUACUACCCAACCGUCAUUCCCGAUACUCGCUGCCGUUUCCCCCUCGGACUAGAGACCCUGGUUCAUCUCGCCGGUAAUAGCGUGCAGGUUACGACCACCCCGACUGCACUUGGAAUUCAGGGUAAGAAACGUCGCGCGACACGACCAGUCAACCCGGGUAUUGGAACAGGCGAACGCCUUCAAUUGGCAUACCCAACUUUCACCUACGAUUCCGCACAACCAGGCUUCGCAGAGAACGAUAUGGAAGAGUUCAAUCACUUAGCCGCAGACCUCGCCUGGACGCGGACAAUCAAGGUCGUGCGCAAGGGAUUCUCCCGGCAUGUGGAUCUGGAGAAACGGUGGGAGGAGCACCAGGAGAAUAAAUUCUUCGCUUCCAACUUGAACAAUACAAUGGAUGCAUACGUCAAGCACCGAACUCCGGCGGUUACCUAUAGCUCGACACUAAGCGGAGGAAUCGGCACACAGGCUCUACGCCGCUUCUACGAACAGUACUUCCUCGGCAAAUUACCCACCUCUAUGCGAAUCCGUCUUCUAUCCCGCACGACAGGCGCCGACAGGAUCGUAGAUGAACUCUACAUCUCAUUCCAUCACACCUCAGAAAUCCCAUGGAUGCUCCCCGGUAUCCCACCAACGGAAAAGCGUAUCGAAAUCAUCCUGGUCAGUAUAGUCAGCUUGCGAGGCGGCCGCCUAUCCUCAGAGCAUGUGUACUGGGACCAAGCAAGCGUGCUAGUGCAAGCAGGCCUUCUAGACCCGAAGCUCGUGCCAAAUGGAGUCCACGGCGUCGAUAGAUUACCCGUUGUUGGACGUGAAGCCGCUCGGCGUAUUCUGCAUGAAGAUCCGGAGCUCGAGCAGGAGGAUUAUCAUAAUCGGAUGAUCAAGAGGGCGAAUGCUCGAUCGAGGAGGGCUUCGACUGUUGCUUCGACUGUUGCGGAGGAAUCUGGAGCUGAGAAUGGAAAUGGUAGGCCGAAGGGGAAGUCGGUUUUGGAGAGGCGGCCUCCUAAGCUUCAGCGGGCUAAGCCGGAAAAGACCGAGAAUGGGGAUGAUGAGGGUGCGGCUACGGAGACUGAGUCUACGACACCUUCUAAGGCUGAAAAUGGAGAUCACAAGGCUUAUGUGGAGGAUGGUAAUGGUGAGGAUGAUAAUGGUGAGGAUGGUAAUGGUGAGGAUGGUAAUGGACAGGAGAAGUCUUAG